UCGGUUUUUAGACGCAUGACAGUUACGUUCUCUACUUUCCCAUGUGGUGCAAACUGGCGAUUCUUGUCCUAAAUUUGUCACUUAUGGAGGAAAGAGGAAAAAUCGAAAAUAGAUCAGGAAAAAAAAAAAAAAAAAAAGUAUAUUGCUGACAGUCAAACUGAAUCAAUCGUUAUUAGAAAGAAUAUAUUACCUACAUUCUCAAGAAUCUCAACCCUUCUGCACACAACCCAAUGCCCCUCCUCCUUUUUCCAUUUCCCUAGCUUGAUGUCCCGAUGCCCCUCCUCUGUUUUCCAUAUGCAUGGCGAGUCGAAAGAGGACAGCCAUACUUGGGAGUUUCCGACACCAGCAACCGCACGCUUAGGCCGCAUCAAAACGGCAACCCGAAGCAUCCACUAUCACCGCUGGUGGUGUGAACACACACACACAACCGGCUUCGUCAAAUCACCCAACCCUCUGUUGGACACCACAACGACAAAUUCCCGGAGGCGUUCCCACCCAUGAGGGGAAACCCCAUACACACUCUCAAAUUUUCCGGAGCCCGCAGGUUCUUGCCGAAAGAGCUAACACAUGCAAUCUCCCCCGGUUACCCGUGUACUGCAGAGCACAUGAUGGGACACACAUACACCGGUCUUCAUCCAGUCCAAACUCUUUCGUCGGUGCCAUGAGCCCCUCGAGACGCCAUGAGCCCCUUGACGCCAUUCCUGCUCUCAAGGAACAACAAGCAUCUACGAUGAUUAACAACCGCCACUUCAUUCUUUCUCUGUAGCAGAAUAUGGAUGAAAAACAGUAGGCUUCCUUCUAUCUCCCGUACCUCAGCACCAUGGAGACAGACAAUCCUCCCUCCCUCCCCACACCUCCCUCCCCCACCACCACAACCGCUUCCUCCUGCUUGCAAUCGACAGACUACUCGGACCUAAUCGCAGACCGAUCAUGUGCAAAACCCCUGCAGCAUGCAAUGACCAGCGCAUGUGCUGUUCGCUUGACCGCUUACAUCUGUGUGAACUCCUACGAGACCUUCCGCCGGUUGACGAAACAGGGAACGACAACAAGAACGCGGCCGAAGGGCAGGCGAGGCUUGGCAUAGCACUCAGAGCUGCUGAGCACUUUAUCAGGAAACCCACCGUCAUGCUCUGGGAGCUGCCACCAAUAACUGCAUCCGGUAGCCGACCAAGGGCCCUCUCUCCUUUCCCAACCACCUCCUCCUCCUCCUCCUCCUCCUCCUCCUCCGUGGAAUUCUCCAGGCGCAGAAGCAAUACAGAAUUCAGCAGAGAGGGCACAACUUUUUUUUUCGUCUUGCCUGCAGGUACAUCACCAGGCCGUCACAGGAGGUCACCCAUCCCGGCGCUAUUGCAGCCCGGCGCUAUUGCAGCCCAGCGCCACUUGGCUUCUGAGUUUGGAUGUGACCACCUCCUCCUCCUCUUCCUCGGUGGAAUUCUCCAGGCGCAGAAAGAGUAUAGACUUCAGCAGCGCAAGCAUAACUCUUUUUUUGUCUUGCCUGAAGCUACAGGACCAGGCCGUCCCAGGAGGUCACCUAUCCAAGUACUAUUGCAGCCCAACGGUACAUGACAGACCCCACUAGCCUCAGCAGGUCUAUACCAUACCGCCGCAACUAUAUCCCUAUUUUUACGGUGACUAGCUUCCUCCUCACGUCCAAACUUUUCCCACUUCUACGGACCGAAAACCACUGACAUCGAAAAGCCCUCGGCAACCGGACAAUUACUGAUAGGCCAGAAUAAGCCUUUUGCCUGUUUUUGAAUGAGAGAGCGGGUGCGGGCCUUUUUGCAAAACAUUGACGGACGACGUCCAUCGACCUCCACAAUUGAGGGGAUCCUGACAAUUUAUUGACUCUGCUGAGACGAACGCUUUUGCCUGUUCUUCGAUGAGAGAGCAGGUUUGACGGAUCAGGAAUCCGCCAGUACACAGGUGCAAGGAACACGUUGUGGGCGAACCGGGAGCGUAACGAAAAUGGUCGACUUUCAAACUCUUCUGCUGGCAAGCGGAGUCGAAUGGGUGGCAGUGCGGACGCUACACCUCCCAAGCUUUCAAACCUUCCUCACAUGGGUGAGCAAUAGCUGAAUGAAUGCAGCGCAGAUGCAACACCUCCAAGUUCAAACCUUCUUCGCAUGGGUGUGUAAUUAGUAAUUACCCCCCCCCAGUUACCAACGGAGCUGAUUUCACAGAGAACUGCAAGAUGAGUAGACGGAGGAGCAAAGGUCGUUCGAAACACAACGAGGCCGAAAGAGCGGACAAACAAACUGCGAACACCAACUGACACUACUCUCGCUUCUCAUCACCAAUGAAGAGGUGCGACUGUGAUCUGAGAACAAGUCGCUACGGGAAAAACGAAGGAAGACAAAUGAAACACAGUUCACACUUGUGGGCAAGAUAUUGACAGCCGGCAAUGCCUACACAACCUGACGUAAAUUGGGUGACGUCACUUGUCGUCACCAAUGAAGAGGCGCGGCGUUGACGAUGACAGAGUCGCAAAGGGGGAAAAAAAAAAAAGGGAGAGAAAUGGAACACAGUUCACACUCCUGGGCGAGAUACUGAGAUCUAGCAAUGCCUACACACAACAGGGUGUGAAUUGGGUGCCGUCCAUCACUCCACAAAUCAAUGGACACGUCAAUCAACAGAAACAGACAAAGACAGAAGAGUAAUGCGAUGCGAUCCUUUGGCCUGGCCAACAGAAGCUGGCUGACACCUUGAAUGUAUUCAAGAUUGCGGCUUGCCUGAGCCUUGUGAAACGCUCCACAAAGGGAACAAAAGAAUAACCUCUUC
This is a messenger RNA of Chara braunii, 2778 nucleotides long. NCBI's taxonomy places the organism in Eukaryota, Viridiplantae, Streptophyta, Charophyceae, Charales, Characeae. The record is from the annotation of a GenBank genome assembly.